GCGACCAGGGAGCAGCUCAGUCCCGCCUCCAGGAAGAGAAAACCAGAGGCCGGCGACGCCAUGGACGCCGAGAUGGGCGACAGCUACUGGGAGGAGACGCAGCGCUACCUGGAGUACGAGGAGCUCAGCAUCUACCUGGAGGCGCAGGAGGACGCCAUGUCCUGCUACGACUCCAGCUCGCCGGACGGGUCCAAUAAUUCCCACUCGUCGUCGGCUCCGGCGGGUGACAAGGGCGCGUCCGGCGGCGGCCGCGCCGCGGCGGGGGGAAACAAGAACAUCAUCGUGGAGCGCGACCGUCGCCGCAAGCUCAACGAGAAGCUCUACGCGCUGCGCAGCGUCGUGCCAAACAUCACAAAGAUGGACAAGGCAUCCAUCAUCAAGGACGCGAUCGAGUACAUCCAGCAGCUGCAGGCGGAGGAGCGGCAGGUCCUGCAGGAGGUGCGCGCGUUCGAGUCCGCCGGCGGUGGCGCGCCGCCGCCGGAGGAAGGCUUCGAGCACGACGAGGGCCUCCUCCUCCUGCAGGCCGAGCGGACGAAGAAGAUGAAGCGGGCGCGGUCGGUGCCGUCCAUCGUCGCCGCCGCGCCGCCCCCGCCCCCGCCCGUGGAGGUCCUGGAGCUGCGCGUGUCGGAGGUGGGGGAGCGCUUGCUGGUGGUGAGCGUGACGUGCGCCAAGCGCCGCGACGCCAUGGCGCAGGUGUGCCGCGCCAUCGAGGAGCUCCGGCUCCGCGUCAUCACCGCCAGCAUCACCGCCGUCGCCGGGUGCCUCAUGCACACCGUCUUCGUCGAGGUAGAUCAGAUUGAUCAGGUCCGGAUGAAGGAGAUGAUUGAAGUUGCUUUGACCCAGCUCGACGCUACCAGAAGCCCCCCUAGUUCCAUGAGCUGUUAGAAGGAGGGCUAACCAUACUAGGCUACGAUGAUUUGCCGUCUAGUUUAUCGAUCGUCAACUCCGUCCCGCGUUCAUAAGGAGUAUGUUGUGUUUGCUAUAUGUGCUGCCCCUUUUUCAACAUCCCCCUUAUGCAUAUGGGAGGUGAUGGUUGUUUUUCUAGGGGGCAACAGUACUUCAAGAGCUUAGAUUGUAGUAGAGUGUAGACUAAGAACGUAUGGACUUCAUGUUAGUUCUUCAUGAGAAUGGCAUGGCAUAUGCUUCCGAACUAUUACAAGUAUAUGGUAAUGAAUAACAAGGGGACUCACCUUUAGAGAAUUUUGGCACGCAA
This is a messenger RNA of Setaria italica (foxtail millet), 1213 nucleotides long. Its product is annotated as transcription factor bHLH35. Gene Ontology annotation, molecular function: protein dimerization activity; sequence-specific DNA binding; DNA-binding transcription factor activity. The record is from RefSeq and is a predicted model, not a curated record. The transcript is spliced from 4 exons. Gene Ontology annotation, cellular component: nucleus. NCBI's taxonomy places the organism in Eukaryota, Viridiplantae, Streptophyta, Magnoliopsida, Poales, Poaceae. Bases 61 to 885 code for a protein of 274 amino acids. Gene Ontology annotation, biological process: regulation of DNA-templated transcription.